ACACUGACGGCCUUGUUUCCUUCCUGUAACAAUCAAUCCCAGUGUUUCUAAUUGGAGAGAGAGAACCCCCUCCCUCCUCCUCCCCCUCCCCGGGUUAUUGUCACUGACAGUCGGAUUAUUCCCUCACAGUAGCAGCGUGCUUGCCCUCAUCAUCUUCUUUCUCCAUGUACGAUGCGAAAUAAGGAUAUAUAAUUGCUCGAAAAUCAGUUUCCUCUCGGUCUUCACGUCUUCUUCACGGUCUGGUCUAGUGAUGUUACAGCCUCCACAGAACUGAACGUUUAGGCUGACAGGAAUCAGAGAAAGCCCCACACUUCAUACCUUGUGCACCACAGCGCCCCCUGCAGUUUCACCCUGACCCCCCACAGCUCCUGGGCUACAUUGGCAGAAUCAGUGGCUUCUCCCAGCACAGCUCCUGUCGCCUCGGGGCCUCAGACCUUCAUGCGUCUCCCAGCGACAGACUCCACCCACCACACCUCCACCCACCACCACACCACCUCCUCCUCCACCUCCUCUACCUCCACCACCAUGAGCUGUGAGCAGGAAUUUGGGGAUGGAGCCAUGGGAGUGACGCUGACACUCAGGCUACUGAUGCACGGCAAGGAAGUAGGAAGCAUUAUCGGCAAGAAAGGAGAAACUGUAAAGAGAAUACGAGAAGAGAGCAGUGCCAGGAUCAAUAUUUCAGAAGGCUCCUGUCCCGAAAGGAUCAUCACCAUCACAGGACCAACGGACUGUGUGUUCCGGGCCUUUACCAUGAUCGCAUUCAAACUGGAAGAGGACCUGACAGCCCUGGUGGCCAACGGCACAAUGACCAACAAGCCUCCGGUCACUCUGCGGUUAGUCAUCCCAGCCAGUCAGUGUGGAUCACUCAUAGGGAAGGGAGGGUCCAAAAUCAAAGAAAUUAGAGAGACCACCGGGGCACAAGUGCAGGUGGCAGGGGACCUCCUCCCCAACUCCACCGAGAGGGAGGUGACCAUAUCAGGCAACCAGGACGCCAUUAUCCAGUGUGUCAAGCUCAUCUGUACUGUUAUACUAGAGUCUCCGCCAAAGGGAGCCACUAUUCCAUAUCGACCAAGCCCCAUUCCAGGGACCGUGCUUCUGGCCGGAAACCAGGUGUUCGAGGCGUCAGACUUUGGCUCUCACCCGCUGUUCUCAGUGGCACAGGGAGGAGUGGACCUGCAGCAAACAUACGCAUUACAGAGUCACUACGGCAUUCCACACACAGAGUUGGCGAAGCUACACCAGUUGUCCAUGCAGCAGCAGGGUCUGGGCCACAUAAGUCAAGCAGCUACACAGGUUUUGUCAGGAGGAGUGGAAGCCAGUUCUCAGACCACAUCUCAGGAGCUCCUCAUUCCAAACGAUUUGAUUGGCUCCAUCAUUGGUCGCCAGGGUACCAAGAUAAACGAGAUCCGGCAGGUUUCAGGCGCACAGAUCAAGAUCGGCAGUCAGAUGGACAGCACGAGUGACCGUCACGUCACCAUCACUGGAACGCCCAUCGCCAUCAACCUGGCUCAGUACCUCAUCACCUCCUGUUUAGAGACGGCCAAAUCCACGGCCCAGUCCUCCUCCAUGCCGUCUCCCGUUGACCUGACCAUGAGCUUCACCCAGCCCGCCCCCACCGCCUCGUCCUCUCCCUCCCCCCUGGCAGCGAUGGGAGCGACACUGCCCCACGCUCCGAUUCUGGGUGGUCCGUACGCCCUACCCCUGUCAAGCCUCCUCGGGGUCAAAUCCAUCCCUUACCUGGCACUCUCCACCCCUCCCGCCUCUGCAGCAGCAGCAGCCAUCGGGGGUCCGGUGAUGGCGGGCUCGGUACCGGCAGCGGCCACUGCGGCGGCAGCAGCAGCAGUUCCAGUCCAGGCCCACGCCGCGGCAGCUCUGGCCUCCUACACGGCCAAGAUCUCAACCUCGGCUAAUGGCAUGAAGAAACCAGAGAGGCAAAAGUUUGCACCCUACUAAAGACGUGCAAUGGAGAUUUACAUUAUGAUGUAGUCAGUGGACAGGGCAGAGCUGUUCUACCCAUUCACUGAAAUAGUUACCUUUUCCCCCUACGUAUUGCAUGCAUUGUUCAAAUCAUAUCAAAUUUAUGGAAACUGGAAAUUAUAGUCUCUAUUUAUCCUAGCAUAACAGAAUCAAUAGCUCAAGAUAAUAUAGACCCAAGGCACUGUCAACAUUUUACAGCCUUCUUUGCGCAUGUACUGUAUGUGAUGUAGGUUCUAAUUGUUGGACACUAUAAUUAAUUAAAAGUAAGACCUUGAUUUUAAAAUAAUUAUGCUUAAAUUGAUGUCCCAUGUAGUCCAUGUAUCCAUGUAGUAUUAGACUAUGUAUUAAUAGGCUAUAGUAUAUGUUCAUAUUUCAGUCUGUUUUUCAUAAUUCUUUAUAGCUGAAACCAGACCAAACUUUGUUGCACUGCCAGACCUUUAGCACUGAGCUACUAUAGCUAUUUAAGUGCAAAUGACAAUCUUCAAUUUGUAUAUUUAAUGCUAGUUCCUAUUGGUUGUUUUAAUCGAAUUAUUUUAGCAUUGCUCAUUGUCACCUAAAUGAACUCAGGGUGGACAAAUACGUGUAAUUUAACAUUAUAAUGGCCAUAGGAUAAAGUAUUAUACAGUUUAUAUAUUCAAGCAUGCAUCUUUAUUUUUCAAUUACUAUUUUUAUGUGGCAGUUGCUGUAAAUCUGAAAUGGCAAACUCAGGACACAAAAUUGAUUUUUGUUUGAUUUGUUUCCCAGGAUAAAAACUCACAUACAGUAUAUACAUAUAAAAGUGGUUACACUGUUUCCCAACAAUCCCAGAUGGCCUUUUCUUGUCAUUCCUGUCGAGUGUGAAGCUCUGCCCUGUUGACUGACUGCACUGGUGAAAUGUAGCCUCGCUUUGAUAUUAAAGGUUGUUUGGGCCACAAAGCCUAUAAAAGCCAUAGAGACUUUGAGCUUUCUCUGUCUACUCCCUACUUCUAACUGUUGUACUCUCUUAUUUAUUAACUAAUAUUCCCUCAGAGUUGCUAUCGCUGGUCACUAACACUGAGCUGAAGCGCAGCCUUUGUAUGACAUGAUCUACUUGUACAUGACUACACACUUGUGCUGUUUUAGGAUUUUCUGUUUUAGGGUAUGUGUUUUAUAAAGUUUACAACAAAUUUUAAAUAUGUUUUUGCUCUUUUGUCACUCUUUUUGUGUUAUGUUCACAGAUUAUUUGAAUUGUAUUUUUAAGUUAUUUUUUAACUUAUUAAGUAUUACAUUGACACGUGUUUUCAAAAUAAUGUUUGUUUUAUGGAAAAUACACUGUAGCUCCUAUUAUGUUAGCGUAAGCUAACUUAUCCUGAAUCGUUUUCUUUAUUAAGCGAGGACGUGCUGUGACAUAUGUGUGUUUCCACAGAGCUAGAAUGAAGGAAAAUCACAUUUGAAUGAUAACAGCAAAUGUAAGAACAAAACAUUUCUUUAGUUAUUAAAAUAUGGAAGAAGAGAUUGGAAGAGUCCAGUAGAAAUCUACAAUGGCUGCAAUCCACAGGCUUCAGUGUUGUAUCAGUUUCAGAUGGUGUUCCUUGUUGUAGCUCUCUGGAUCAGACACAUGUAGUAGCAAGGAACAAGUGAAGUUGUGUUAUUUUUAACAAAACUGACAUUCUGUGUUGUGCCAGGGACUAAUGCUGCAUGUUUGCUUGGCCUCACUAACACAUUCACAUGUAUAUACACAUAUGAUAUGAACUUGAACUAUACUGGCCCACAGUUAAAAGGGGAUUUACACAAACACCACCCAACGCAUAGGCCUUGGUUGUGCACUGACUGCCUUUCACGGACAUUGUGAACCUAAGCAAUACAAAAACAGGGCCAAUUGAGUAGCUACACGGAUAUCUUUUCAACAAAUGCUCAAUACAUAACAUGAAUGGGGUGUUAAUGCUUAGAUUUAUCUGGUAUUGUUCUGUUUUCAAAAAUAAUGUGGUAUAUUAACAAGCUCACUUAUUUUUAUAAAGUCGGAUAACCUUGUUAACUGAAUUGAACUGUGGAUACAAUGCUUCUGAACAUGUGUCUCUCCAUCACGUGUAGUCACCUUUUGUGUUUAUUUGUCUGUGUGUCCUUCAUCCAUUUGCAUGAGUUUGACUUGAAUUGAUGUCUAUGCAAAAACAUCUCUGAGUGGUUAAGCGCAGUGGUGUGUGUAUGUUUUAUGUGCUGCAGCUGGAACCAGAAUGGCUAUUACAAACUAUGGGUCUGACUCACAACUUCUCCUGCCUGAUGAUUUCAUUCAGUUUCCUUCUGUGCAUUUUCCUGUAAUGUUGGGCCUAAGAUUAAAGUGAAAGCCAUGCCACUAGGAAUGUGACACUUUCCAAAUUUCAUGGUAUGAUAUUAUUUAGAUAUUAGUACCAUAUUUAUUGCAAUAUUUAAGGGGAGACUAACAGAAUUUUGCAUACUUUCUCAUUUUAAAAUGCCUUGACAAAAUGUUGGUGUGUGAAUCAUUACUGUCAAAAGCAAAAUAAUUAAGAUCUGAAAGUGCAUAAAGGAGCAUUGUGUAACUUUUCUGGCAGAGGAUACACCACCUGCUAGCUUUUAAUUUAACGAUCUCUAUGGAGACAAGCACCCAAGUUACAGGUCAUUUAUGUGGAAAAGUGGGCCCGCUCACUGCAAGAUUGCAUUUGUGGGGUACUUGUAAGAAAUUAAAAUUCCUAUAACCAAAUAAAUGCAAGAUAUGUUUGAUUAACGCCAAACUGAACAUCCUAGGCAAAAGAAUAACAUCACGAUGGAGACAAGCUGCAGAGAAAAGAAUGUGCACCUUUAAUAAUAGUUAUUGUUAAGUGUUCUGCAGUGAAAUGACAUAUGUAGUUCCCUCAAGCAUCAAUAUACAUUUCAAACUGUUAAUAUAAACACUGACUAUUAAUUAUUGAAGGCAAGACAAUAAAUUCCAAACGUGUUUUAUUUGAAGGAGGCAUAUAUAGCUGUAAUACAAAAUUAAUUAACCAUGUUUUAUACAAGACCAUUUUAACCCUGGGUCUUGGUGUACGAACUAAUGCAUUCAGGAGUUUUCCUUAACAACACCGAACAAACACUGUGUCUGAGAAAAAUUAUGCAUGGCUGGGGCAUUACAUGUUGUGCAGACGUUGCUUUUAAUAGUGCUCACCAUAUGUUCGGACUCCAAAACAAAAGACAAACUGUACUGUGGUGGACCAGUGUUGCGAUUCAGACCCAUAGUCAAUGAGUCCAUGCAAGCAGUGGCACUAUAAAACGCUAAUAAAUAAAAUAAAUGAUUCAUAUAAUCUCAUUUAAAUUAUAAUCUUAGUUUGUGUGGUAAACAGAUUAGAUACAUCUCACUCGUCACACAUCUUCACAAAGGACUGACUUAUCAUGAUUACAUUGCUCUUGAAACAUGAGACACUCAUUUUGGUGUUCUUGAGCAUCUUUCCAUCAAAGAAGGACAUCUCAGAGAAGGAGAGGUGGACUGCUACUUGUAUAUCAGCCCGAGUUGUUUGUGAACAUGUUUCGUUUUUGUCCAUGCCAUAUUCUACUAAA
This is a messenger RNA of Boleophthalmus pectinirostris (great blue-spotted mudskipper), 5481 nucleotides long. RefSeq names its product poly(rC) binding protein 4 (gene pcbp4). Lineage: Eukaryota; Metazoa; Chordata; Actinopteri; Gobiiformes; Gobiidae. Gene Ontology annotation, cellular component: cytoplasm; nucleus. The record is from RefSeq and is a predicted model, not a curated record. Gene Ontology annotation, molecular function: mRNA binding. Gene Ontology annotation, biological process: negative regulation of mRNA splicing, via spliceosome. The coding region runs from base 439 to 1953 and encodes 504 amino acids. The transcript is spliced from 15 exons.